Molecule: messenger RNA, 1100 nt
Organism: Fusarium odoratissimum NRRL 54006
Lineage: Eukaryota; Fungi; Ascomycota; Sordariomycetes; Hypocreales; Nectriaceae
Exons: 3
Coding region: 138-983 (281 amino acids)
Cellular component (GO): intracellular anatomical structure
Molecular function (GO): oxidoreductase activity, acting on NAD(P)H, oxygen as acceptor
Source: RefSeq, a predicted model, not a curated record
AUUGCGUUAAGUCCGAACUCAUCAUAUAAAGGCCGAUUCCAUGAAACCUGCUUCACAACCUCUGAUCAACUACAAAAUUCACCUUGCCUCGAAGCACAGGUUUAUCACUCCCCAAGCCAUUGUCUAACACAGCAGAAAUGUCUCCAACCGACGUCUUCAGCCCAGGCUCUACUGCAUUGAUCACGGGAGCUGGCUCAGGCAUCGGUCUGGCUAUUGCCAAAACAUGUCGCAGCAGGGGCAUGCGCACAUUGCUCGUAGAUAACAACGAGGAAGCUCUGGGGGCUCUGACUAAGACGCACUUCCCCAAUGACUCUGACGUCGUUACCUCCAAGGUUGAUGUCUCAUCGACCUCGGACUGGCAGGCGCUGAAGAAGCUCGCCUUGGACAAGUUUGGCAGCAUUGAGUUAUUGGUCUUGAACGCUGGCCGAGGUUUGAGGGGCACCUGGGGAGAUGAUGAUUACUUCAGAGAUACCCUUGAAACCAAUUUAUUCGGUGUCAUUCACGGCAUAAACACGUUUCUCUCCGUGGUCCAAGACGCCGCCAAGUCAAAACCAACGAGUAUCGUCAUCACUGGUAGCAAGCAGGGUAUUACCAACCCACCUGGAAAUCCAGCAUACAAUGCCUCCAAAGCUGCAGUCAAGACUCUUGCUGAGCAUUUGAGCUGGGACCUGAAAGACACAAGCACCAGCGUGCAUCUGCUUGUGCCUGGAUGGACUUACACUGGUCUGACAAGGGCAACGCCGGAUGGUGUGAAGCCAGCUGGAGCUUGGACAGCGGAACAGGUGGCAGAUUAUCUCUAUGAGAAGAUGGGGAAGAACGAAUUCUACAUCAUCUGCCCCGACAACGAUGUUACAGAGGAGCAAGACAAGAAGCGUAUGACUUGGGCUGCAGGUGAUGUUGUUCAGAGACGGCCGCCUUUGUCUCGAUGGCGUGGCGAGUGGAAGCAGGAAGCUGAAGAAACCAUGGCUAAGAUGGAUCUCUAAAAUCAUGGGACUUGAGGUGGCGAGUAAUUGACAAGAUAUAGCAACCCGAGUCAUCAGUGAAUCCAAAACAGGCUAUUCGGUACCUUCUCAAUCAAUUGGGUGUUGAAUCGAUAGUGU